This is a messenger RNA of Pedinophyceae sp. YPF-701, 3417 nucleotides long. Lineage: Eukaryota; Viridiplantae; Chlorophyta; Pedinophyceae. The record is from the annotation of a GenBank genome assembly.
AUGAGUGACGGGGAGUCUGGCGGGGAGAGCCCGUGUGUGGCUGGCAACGGGAGGGAGUCGCUGCUCCAGCCCAGGAAGCUCGCCGGGAUCUUCUCUCCCCUGAACGACGCCCAUGCCGAGCCGGAGGGCCCUGCUAUCGAUGUCAAGCGGGCCGCGAACGGGGCGCCGUGCUCCGCGGCGGGUCCGAAGCAGGCGGGCAGGGGGGCGCGCAAGGGGAAGCGCAAGGCGCCCCUGGGCCACGCCGGAGACGCGCCCGGCACGGAACGCAUCAAGGUCCUCGUGCGACUGAAGCCCGACGCGGACGGCGAGCCCGCGGCCCCCGCGGGCGCGCGCGCGUGCUUCUGUGCGGUGGACGACACCACCCUGGUGGCGCGCGCGCCGGAGAACGUCCGCAAGACCACCCAGGCGUGGCGCGACAAGGCCGAGCGGAAGAUCAAGUUCGACAGGGUGUUCGGCCCGGAGUGCUCGCAGCAGGACGUGUUCGACGGCUCGGGCGUGUCGGACAUGGUGCGGAGCCUCGUGGAGAGCGCGUACGAGUGCGCCGACUCCGGGGCCACGCCGCAGCACAUGUGCGUGGCCGCGUACGGAAUCACCGGCUCAGGCAAGACGUUCACGAUGGACGGACUCCGCGACGAGGACGGUGCGAUGGUGCACGGCCAGCGCGGCCUGCUCCCGCGCGCCCUGGAGGCCCUGUUCGGCGCGCUGGAGGAGGAGCACGCGCGGCGGGGGGCGGGCGCGCCGUUCCGCGUGGUGGUGUCCAUCUGCGAGGUGUACAACGAGGCCGUGUACGACCUUCAGGACAGCAAGCCGUUCCGGAACGUCGACGGGAGGAGCAAGCGGCACAGGGCCCUGGGCCCCCGCCGCGCGCUGGAAGUGACGAUCGGCAACGGCACGCGGGCGCACGUGGCGGGGCUGCGGGCCACGGCGGUGUCCGGGGCGCGCGACGCCCUGCAGUGCCUCGCGGUCGGCGCGCGGAACCGCGAGACCGCGCCCACGCAGCUCAACCAGGCGUCGUCCCGCUCGCACGCCAUCUUCACCGCCACGAUCGUCCUCCCGGGCCCCGCGAGCGGCCCCGGCCUCGAGAUGGGGAAGCUGUCGUUCGUGGACCUCGCGGGGUCGGAGCGGCAGGGGGACGCGGGCAACAUGGAGCGGGACAACGCGGAGCGGUUCGAGGAGGCGCGCGGCAUCAACAAGUCGCUGUUCGCCCUCGAGAACUGCUUCCGGUCGCUGCGGCAGAACCAGGGGGCGGCGGGGGGCGCGCGGGGCGCGGGGCGCGAGCAGGGGCACGUGCCGUUCCGGGAGUCCACGCUGACGAAGAUCCUGUGCGACGCGCUGCAAGGCCACGGGCGCAUCUUGAUGGUCCUGAACAUCGCGACGACCGCGCGGUUCUUCCUCAAGACCAUGGCCAACCUGGAGCACGGCGGGACCAUCCGCGAGAACUACACCAGCAGGGCGCUCGCGCCCGCGCACGGAGGAGCGGAGAAGCAGCCCGCGAAGAAGAUGCGCCUCGAGCUGCGCGCCGAGGAGCGCGCCGCCAGGAAGGCGCAGCGCGAGGCCCCCGCCGUCGUGGCCAUGUUCGACGAAGACGCGCUCCACGGCGAGGCGGGUGCGGGGAGCGGGGCGCAGGAGGAGGUGCGGGCGCUGCGCGGGCGCGUGCAGGAGCUGGAGGAGGCGCUGGAGGACGCGGUGCUGGAGUGCCGGGGUCUCCGGGAGCAGUUGGUGGCGAAGGAGGCGGAGGUGGUGCUGGUGGAGCAGCGGGUGCGGGAGGAGACGGUGCGGGACCUGGACGGGCUGAUGGAGGACAUGAUCGCGCAGCGGGAGCGCGCGCACGCGGGCGAGGAGGUGGACAGCGCGGGGCGCCGCCGCAGGACGCGCGGGCGGCUCACCAAGAGCGCCGCGGGGAGCGACCGCGCGGAGGAGGAGGAGGAGGAGGAGGAGUCCGAGGAGGAGGACGGCACCGACGAUGAGGAGAUGAGCUGCGGAGAGGACGAGGUGGGGGGCGCGGCGCCUCGAACGAAGGCCGUCGACGUCGAGGUGGAGACGCUGAAGGCGCGCGUCGAGGAGCUGUCCCGGGACCUGCGUGCCUGCAACGACGCCAAGUCCAUUGCGCAGGCCAAUCUGAGGCGCAUGGAGCAGCGCGCGGAGGACGCGGAGCUGGCGGCAGAAAACGCGCAGGGCAGGGCGCGCGCGGCGGAGGAGGCGCUCGCGGCGCAGCGGGAGGCCGCGGUCCAGGAGCGCGCGAACCACGCCGCCGAGCGGGACGCUCUGCGCGCGGACCUGGAUCAGGCCGAGCGCGCGACCGUCGGGCAAGAGGAGCGCGUGCAACAGCUGCUGCGGCUGUGCCAGGCGCUGCAGAAGGCCGGGGCGAAGGCGGGCGUGAAGCUCACCGUAGACAAGGAGGACCUCCUGCCCGAGGGGGAGCACGUGCCGGGCCACACGCCGCACGCGCUGGCCCUGGCGUUCGCGCGCUCGUCCCCCGCGGGCGAGCAGGACGACAGCGACGCGGAGGAGGGGCCGAUGCAGGACCUGCCCGCGGCCGAGGCAGUGCGCCUGUCGAUGGACGCAGCCGACGAGCCGGCCGCGUUGUCGCCCCAGCAGGCCGAUGCCAUCGACAUGGGGGGCCCGGGGGCGGCCGCGGACGAGCAGGACGAGGAGGUUCCGGGCGAGGGCGGCGCAGGAGCGGCCCCGGAGGAGGCGCGCGCGGAGCCGUGCGAGCCCGCGGGGGCCCCGUCGCGGUGGGUGGUGCAGUACGUGGGCGACAGCAGCGAGGAGGACACGCCGGAGCGCGGGGGCGCGGGGGACCUCCCGGAGCGUCCGAUCGACGGCGACGCCUUCGGGGCCGCGGACGAGGUGGCGCUGGCUCUGCGCGCGCGGUUCCGUGCGGAGCGGGGCGACGCGCGGAAGAUGACGGUCAGGGUGCUGCGCGGGCGGCUGGCGGAGUGCGGCUUCAUCGCGGAGCUGGACGGGCUGCCGGCGCGCGCGAAGAAGUGCGAGGUCGUCGCGCUGUACGAGCGCCUCGUGCUGGGGGAGGGCCGGAGCCCGGAGCAGGGCGGCGCGCAGGCGGCGGUGACGCAGGUUGUGGGGUGCUCGCGCGAGGCGCGGACGCCGCGGCGCAACGACGCGCGGCCGAGCGGGACGCGCGCGGCGCUGUCGCCCAUCAACGGCGGCGCGGAGGUGCGCGCGGACGAGGCCAAGCGGUCGCCCCUGGCGCGCGCAGUUCCUCCCGCGGCGGGGCCAGAGAACGGCCCGACGGCGAGCAAGCGCAGGAGGCUCGGGAAGCGGAUGGCGCGCGAGGACGUUCGGACGAACGCGCACCUGCAGGGCGGGCGGGGGCUGACUGCGGCGCUCGAGAAGUACGCGUCGAUGCAAUCGUCGGACACGCUGGCGAUCGCGUCGAAGCGGAAGUGCGUGCGGUGA